This is a messenger RNA of Zerene cesonia (dogface butterfly), 1764 nucleotides long. It is a transcript of the gene yellow-f, whose product is annotated as protein yellow-like. The record is from RefSeq and is a predicted model, not a curated record. Lineage: Eukaryota; Metazoa; Arthropoda; Insecta; Lepidoptera; Pieridae. The transcript has 3 exons. The coding region runs from base 162 to 1526 and encodes 454 amino acids. Gene Ontology annotation, cellular component: extracellular region.
CCUACACAACUUGAUUAACAACUCCGUCUCCGGGAGCGUGGAGCGACCCACCGAGCAGUGUACUCGCGGCACCGGUAGUGGUAGCUCGUUUGUGACGUCCAACAAUAAGUUUCAUUUACUCGUACAUUCAUUACAUUCCGGAGACAUUUAUACGCUCCACAAUGGGGGUAUUGAAGACCCUCCUCAUCCUGCAGGCGGUGUAUAUCAGCACCUGCAUGGAGCAGCUGGAUAUCAUCUACGAGUGGAAGCAACUCGACUUUGCGUUCCCGACACCAGCAGCUCGCCAGCAGGCUCUGGACAACGGCUCCUUCAUACCUAAGAACAACAUUCCGAUGGGACUGGAGGUGCACGGAGACAGAUUGUUUGUGACCGUGCCGAGAUGGCGCUCCGGCGUGCCGGCUAGUCUCAACUAUAUCGACUUAAAAGAUAAUUCCACCAAGUCGCCGUUGCUGAUGCCGUACCCCAACUGGGCAGCUCACGACACGACAAACGGCAAACCAGAGAUUGUUUCCCCGUUCAGAGUACGCGCCGACAAAUGCAACCGACUGUGGGUCCUCGACAAUGGUAAAAUUGGAAAUCUAGAAAACGACACCGUCAAGUACCCGCCAGCACUUCUCGUAUACGACUUACAAACAGACAAACUUUUGAGAAACUUCGUGUUCCCAGAUGACCAAGUGAAAGAAGACUCCGGCUUUGCCAAUAUCGCGGUUGAAGAUACAGACUGCGAAGACACAUAUGCGUACUCGGGAGAUUUGGGCAAACCCGCCAUCGUAGUGUACUCCUGGAAAAAGAAUGAAUCAUGGAGGAUCACUCACCACUACUUCCACAUAAAUCCUCUCGCCUGUGAUUUCAGCGUUAAAGGACACAAUUUCAGUUGGACAGACGCCUUGUUCGGUCUGGGAUUGUCGGCGCCAAACGCUGACACCUUCAGCACGCUCUACUUCCAUCCAAUGUCUAGUUACGACGAAUUCGCAGUUUCCACAGAGUACUUAAGAAACCAGACUGUAGCUGACAACAAUUUCAAUGCUUUUAAAUUAUUGGGAAGCAGAGGACCAAACGCCCAAUCGAGCGCUUCGUUCGUAGACCCAAAGACCGGAGUGUUAUUCUAUUCACUGGUAAAUCUGAACGCCGUAGCCUGUUGGAGGACCACGAAUAAAGAGUACAUAAUGAAAAAUCAAGGCAGAAUUUACAUGGAUGACGAGAAGAUGAUAUACCCGACUGAUAUAAAGGUUGAUUUUAACGAAAAUCUUUGGGUUCUGUCGAAUAGGAUGCCUAUUUGGAUGUAUGGGGAGCUGGAUUCCAAUGAUGUUAACUUUAGGGUAUUUUCAGCACCAGUUUUGAAAGCUAUCAGCCACACCGCGUGCGACGUGACGCCGAGGUCUGAUAUAUUAGAUAAGUUUGUAAAUAAGGUGAAGAACGUAACGAGUAAAAUUGCCGCCAAAGUCAAACCUAAUUCUGGUGUAAGCGUCAUCCCUGUUUCUCUAAUUGCUGUCACUGUCUUCAGCUUACUGACUUACUUUAUGUAAUUAGUGAGUAAAUUUUCACAUUCAUCAACAUUCCAAGUAUUGACACUUUUAAAAUGUAGUCAAUUUUUUUCAUCACAAUUUUAUGAGCGCUGCGUUGUGUCGCCAUAUCGAUUUGAUAAACAAAUUAUGAAGAACGUUUUAAAAAAUCUGGAAUGAAUUAGAUUUUAUCCGUAUUCUACGUUUUGGUGAUAAAAAUGUAAAUGUUUCGCUUGUUGUUGUGGCUAUUGAAAAUAGCAAC